GGCUGGAUUUGGGCAGGGAGGGAAAAGAAGGAGACGGAAGAAAGAGUGAAAAUUCAUAUGGCUCAAAACCAAACCGCAUUCCGAAUUGUUCUCUUCAGAGGAGAUCUACAUAACACUCACACAAUGCCUCAGAAUCCUCUAGAACAUCUCACAAAUUAUUGCGAUUGCGAGGAAGGGAUGGCCGAUCCUCUAAGUGAUGUACUGUAUCAGCGAAUGUUUCGUGUAUUCUCCUACUUCGCUGAUGCAACAUCAACCGGCACGUUGCAUCCAACACAAGCAUCGUUUAUACUCGACGAAUUAUUACGCGAAGCUGGAAGGCCAUCCACAUCCAGGGGCAACUCAUUCAGCCAUGAUUCAGUGACUUUUCGGUAA
This is a messenger RNA of Strongylus vulgaris, 372 nucleotides long. Lineage: Eukaryota; Metazoa; Nematoda; Chromadorea; Rhabditida; Strongylidae. The record is from the annotation of a GenBank genome assembly.